UAAUUAAAAAACAACGAUUCGACUGUGUAAAAUUCCUAUACGCCCGUUUUCAAUCUUACGAGUUACUAUGAUAUAUACAAAAUAGAAUCGAUUUUGCAAUUGGAUUUUGUUUCUUAAAACUGAAAUCGAACAAAAAAUAAAAAGAAGAUAAUACUGAAGUGUUCUAAAAAAGUGACCAAGUUUUUUUUUACAGUUCUUGUGCAUGCUUAUGAUUUAAAAUAAAUACGAAUUCAAUUUAAUUGGAAUCUCUCUCACUGGGCAAACAAACCAAACGUAUUAUAAAUGUCCCACACUUAAGAUGACAAUAGCUUUAAUAUUAGUGUAAGCAAUAAAGUUGCUUUUGCAAUAUGCCGAGAAGUACUGCCAAAUCUAAAGCGAAGAAUGGUAAUGUUAACGUGAAAUCUUGUAAUGUUUCCAAAAAAAGUACAACUACAAAAACACCAAAAAAUGAUAAUAGAAAAGAAAAGUGUAUUAAGAAGGAGUUGUUGGCGGAUACCGCUAAAGAAACUGUUACUGUUGAAGAAGUAUUUCAUAGAAAGUCCGAACGACGAAGAGUUGCACGAGAUAUAUUUUUAGUAUUUGAAGAAGAGUCAAAUUGCAGACGCAGGACGAGAGGAGCAAGUAAAAAACAAACAAAACAAAAGUUUGGACACCUAAAGGUAGAGGACCCUACUAAAGCAAAAGGUCUCCUGCGAGAUAUAAAAAAUGAGCCAAGAUGCUAUCUAAAUGGUAACAACUUAAGUGUUAAUGCAACAGUACCUCCUGCUGUGCCGGCUUUAAAACGUAAUACAAACAUAUUAAAUAUCAGCAACGGAGAGAAAAAGGCGAAAACGGAAAAAAUCAAAGCAGCCGUCUGUAAAACUGCAAAUUCGGCUUAUUCAAACAAAUCAAACAAUAUCAAAUCUAUAAAAAUCUCAACAGUAGAAUCACAAUCUUGCACAUUAGAUAAUGAAACAAGAAUAGUUGCCAGGGUAAAUCCAAUAUUCUUAUGGGUGAAACAGGAUGAUACGCGUAUUGUCGAAGUCCGUUGUGAAGACUACGACAAAAGAAAUCGCAUCCGCAUCACUAAGACAUCAAAUGGAUGGCGGGCCAUUCCACGAUCUGAUCCGACAUCAUCAAAAGUACUAAAGUUUUAUCCCACACCUUUAAUGAAAGUAAAAAGAGAAAAUCACAUUCAUGAAACAAAUAACAAUAGCAUCAAUAGUCAUAGUAAAAAUAUAGAAGCAACCGUAGUUUGCCAGGAUUAUGUGACACAAAAAGUAUUGCCUGAUAAUAUGGACAGGGGAGUUGACGAUAAAUUGAGUGGAAUUGAUACAGUAUGCAAUCCUCUGGCAACUAAAAAUGUUAAAUCGAAAACCAAACAUAAGAAAUCUAAAAAACUCAGGAAAAAAUCACAAUCUGAGAAAAGCUCUAAAAAGCCUAAAACCAAUGUCACUGCCAUACAAAAUCUGAUUGUUAAUUCUGAAUCUUUAACUACACCUUUGAAUCCACUAUUUACAACAACUUCUUCAGAUGAAUCUGCUGGACUGACAUAUUCAAAUACAAAUGCUGUAAUAUCUGAAUGUAGAAUGAAUAAUGAACAAAAGUCUGAAGAAAGUUUGUCCACAGAGGAUUUAGUUGAAAAUAUCCAUGUUCAAACUUUCGAUGAGAAUGUUGAAGCAUUGGAAAAUAAAUCAACAUCGAUAAAAUUUUCUUUAACGAUAGACGUAACUUCUGAGACAGAAUCUACAUAUCAAAAAGAAUCGGAAGAAGAUUUUACCUUUCAUUUAUGUCCCAAAACUGGUCUGUUUUUGCCAAAUAAUUCAGUAAAUAUUUCAGAAUAUCAGGUUGAAUCAUUUGAAAAUGAAAGCAUCCAAAACAAUUCAAAAUCUGCUAAAAAUAGUUUUCUCAAUCCUAGCAAGGAAGAAGUGGUCACUGAUAUGGAUAAACUCAAUGCCGAUUCGAAAAUACAAAUCACUGAAGAGAUCCCUGAAAGUUUGGAGGCCAAAACGAAGAAUCUUAAAGAUCUUCUCGACGAUGCCGAUCUACUGCAGCACUGCGAUGACAAUGCGAAUAGCGACGCAGAACUAAUCGAUACUCUUGUAAAGACAAGCUGCGAAAAUAAUUUAAUUCAAGCGAAUGAAAUUAUAACAAAAGCAACUAUGGACCAAUUGCACCAUAAAACGUUACAAGGUACAAAUGAAAUGGUAGUUCAACUUAUAGCUGAUGUAAGUGAUCCUCCGAAAUGUCUGUCGUUUAACGAAGCUGGCGAAAUAGAAGGUUUGAAUGGAGAACUGUUUCAAUCUAAUACAUAUAUGGAGACUUUUGAUAAACAGUCAUCUAGCAUAUUAACAGAACAACAGAUUACGUUACAUUCGACGACUUCGGUAGUGGCAACGCCGGCAUCGCCACAAAGGUCACCAACAUGUGAAAAUAUUGAACCUAUUAUGGGAAUUAUGGACAUUAACAAUAGCAGUAAAGUGCGAUCAGUAUGUGUUAUAGAAGAUUCGCCUAAAGAUCUUAGCUAUAAAAAACGUGAAGAGGUUUGCCCCCCAUCAGAAUCGCGUAGCCAGUGUGCAGUUACAUCCAGUUCCGAUGUGGUCAAAUCACCACAACGAGAAGACACAUCUUCAUUAGCAUCAUCAUCAGAAACACUCAAAAACCUCAUACUGGAACAGUUUAUGAAAUUAAAUGCUCUCUCAACCCAACAUCAAAGGGAUCCAAUAGAUCUUGGAAAACAAAGACAUCAAGAAAUAUCCAAUAUGAAAUCCCUAUACAGCUCUAAGUCGGGACAAUCAAGUGAUUUCAUUGAGACCGUUGUCAUUGAAGAUGACGAAGACAAUGAUGGCGAAAGUGAAAUUGAACAAGAACCAUUGAAGAAACGAUUACGACUUAAUAAGCUCAAAGUUGUAACUCAGAAUGUGGGCAAAAUAGCUAUGAUAGACAAGGACCCUGAUCCAUUAACUCAGCUGCGUUUGCUAAUACGAAAUACACAAUGGAAAGUUCCCGAUCCAAUACUAGUUCCAAAAGACAGACUUAGUGCCGUUUUAGCAUCACCUGCUAGAGAAAUUCCACUCUUGAUUACUACAAGACCUGAACUACGAUUGCCUGAAGCUUUUGCCUAUCCAGAAAUUAUACAGAAUCCCAAUAUUCUUGUUAUUUCGAUGGCUCAGCUUGAGGCUAUUUUAAAAAAUGAACUUGAAAUCGAAAAAAAUGCAAGUUCCAAAGUCAUGGAGCCAGAUAUGAAUGAACAAUUGUCUGAAGAGGACAUAUCUGUCCAAUUAACAAAUGUAAACGAUUUACAAUCACAAUCGUCUACACAGCAACUUCAACAUCAGCUCAAACAAUCUACAAAUACUAUUACCACAGAUACCACUGGUUUAUCGUCAGACUCUCCAUCUGAAACAAGAAAAGAAAAUGUUAAACGUUCGCAAACAGGUCCUUCUCUAUCUUCGGACUUAAAUUCUGCCACGAUGGCGGUGCUAAAUCAGAUGUUUUGGCUGCCUUACUUUGGACAAAUUUCCCAGGAUAUUGUAAAAUCUCUUAAAAAUCCAAUAGUAUUGCAAGAAAAAUGUGCAAACCUAAUUCCAUUUUUAAAUUCUCAUUUAAAUGGUUUAACAAACAUAGAAGAUAUUUAUAAAAAUACUACUAAUAGUAAUAGUAAUAAAAUGAAUGUACAAUCUGCUUCAAAUACAGGAUUGCAAAGCUUUCAAGAGCAGAUUGCUACAAAUGAUGAGUUAUCGUUAUUCCAAAAAAUUGUUCAACAUCAAAUGCAAAGUGUACUUCAGUUGAAUCAGCUAAAAGCAGACUCAUCGCAACAUAAGGCUCCGGUAGCAGCAGUUAAUGCAGUCUCUAUAGACAAAACGAACUCUAGCAACAUUGAUUCCAUAUCAAAUUUUAUUGAGAAUAGGAAGCAAAAAGUACUUUUACCAAAUAACAAACAGACAAACCCAUCUACCAUGUGUAAAAGUCUAACAAAUAAUUGCAGUAGCAACAACACUUCAGUAACAGAAAAGUCAUACAAUUUAAGGAGUUCAGUCGCGGGUCGUCACUCCUCUGAAUCAAAGCAAUAUUCAAAUAACAACCAUAGACAAAAUACGGACAAUAAGCCAAGACUAACAUGUAAAUCAUUGUCUAAUCUCUUGGACCCCGAGCACAGUAUGGCUCCAUCGUCGAGCUCGUCAACUCCGUAUGUACAGAAUUUAUCGUCGGACUUUCUUAAAAGUGCAAAUGAAAUGAAAAGAAAUACAACAGAGUGUAAAGUUAGCGACAGAAAUACAGAAAGUAAAGGAACAGCCUUAAGUGAUGUGACUACUUUGCCUCCUCCAUCUGCAAGACCUUGCAGCAUUACAAAUGUCAGUGUUGAGUCGAACAGUGAGUUGAGUAAACAAAAAGCUAAAACAUUUGUCGAUAGUAUAACACCUGAAAACAAUAAUGUGAAUAACGAUGCGUCUGGACUAACAACCGAUACAAAUAUACCACUAUGGCAUCCUCUUUUCGGCAGCAAUACUAAGACGGCAUACAGUAGUCCAUGGCAGUGGACAACUGUUACAGCAACGGGCGAAUGACACACAGGGGCUCUUAAAGAGCCCGACAUAAAUCCCAAGGAUUCAAUAGAAUUUCGGUAUAAUAAUGUCAAUCCUGCCGCUAAACCAAAUAAAGCGAUAAACACUCCUUUUUAUUCCAACAACAUAACAAAUGCUAUAAGUAAUAGCAACAACUGUGCAAACACACCAUCCAAAUUUAAUGGUGGGAGACAAGAUCAUCGAUCGUUUCAGCAAAGUUCAGCCCCGUACAAUCUCCCAGAAAGUUCAGUUCAACAAAAAAUAUCAACACCGAUCAGGCGAGAUUCACAAUCAUCAUAUGGUUAUAAAGAAUAUAUUGAUACGAGAUCUAAUCUGGACUAUGCAAGUGUUUGGCAUCAAAAGCAACAACACCAACAACAGCAGCAGCAACAACAACAGUACAAUCAACAGCUCCCAUGGACGUCAAUUGGCAGUAACCGCAGCUACUCAGAUAACAUCUCACAAGUAACAUGUUCGAAUCGAACACAAACAUUUCCAAAUUCUCGUCCAUUUUAUAUGCAAUUUAAUCCAUACAUUACUCAAAGAGCCCUUAUUGCGUCUCACAAUCAACAACAACAUUCUGUAGAAAUGAACGACCCUCAAACAAAUGUACGAUUUGGCGAUUAUGAUUAUACGUUGCGUUAAACAAAAUGUGUAAUGUACAUAUACGCUUCAAUCACGUAAUAUAUGACAUGACUCACUCAAAUUAGUAUUUGGACUGAUCCUUUCAAAAUGUAUUUAUUUUGUUAGCACUACAGUGUGUACACGAUUCUUGUUAUAUGAGGAAUAUACACUCACUCUCAUUUACAAAAAUAUAAAAAUGGGAAAACUUAUGUGAAUUUAAUUAGUUAAUUUGUUAUGAGUAUGUAGUUUGUUACGCACUAAAAUUGUUAAUCUGUCUAUAUUUCUUUUUUUAAAUGUUAUGUUUUUAUUUUUUAAGUUAUGAUUGAUACUAAAAUUAAUGAGAACAUAUAGUAUAUAGAUAUAUUUAUUAACUUAUUAUUUUUUUCAAUGUCUUUUUUCAAAAUAAAAGCAAAGUAAUGGUGAUUUUUAACAACAUUUCAUUCCACAAAAAAAAAACUGCAAUAUGAAUAUUAUAGACCAUCUCAUUACAGACUGUUAUAAAAAUGGUCGAAUUAUUGUUUAUAUAAAAUCAAAUAAAAGUAAUAGGUAUACAUACUAGUUAAAUAAAAAUAUCUGUUUUCAAGUAACCAA
Messenger RNA from Calliphora vicina (urban bluebottle blowfly), 5759 nucleotides. RefSeq lists its product as uncharacterized. The record is from RefSeq and is a predicted model, not a curated record. The coding region runs from base 348 to 4547 and encodes 1399 amino acids. The transcript is spliced from 2 exons. NCBI's taxonomy places the organism in Eukaryota, Metazoa, Arthropoda, Insecta, Diptera, Calliphoridae.